This is a messenger RNA of Alligator sinensis (Chinese alligator), 5821 nucleotides long. RefSeq names its product opioid binding protein/cell adhesion molecule like (gene OPCML). The coding region runs from base 1 to 909 and encodes 302 amino acids. The transcript has 8 exons. Gene Ontology annotation, cellular component: neuron projection. Lineage: Eukaryota; Metazoa; Chordata; Crocodylia; Alligatoridae. The record is from RefSeq and is a predicted model, not a curated record.
AUGACUGACAACACAAGGUGUACUGUGGAUGACAGGGUCACGCGGGUAGCUUGGUUGAACCGCAGCACCAUCCUGUAUGCUGGAAAUGACAAGUGGUCUAUAGACAACCGAGUGGUCAUCCUCUCCAACACCAAAACCCAGUACAGCAUCAAGAUCCAUAAUGUGGACGUGUAUGACGAGGGCCCCUACACCUGCUCUGUGCAGACAGACAAUCAUCCAAAGACAUCGCGGGUACAUCUCAUCGUGCAAGUACCCCCUCAGAUCAUAAACAUCUCAUCAGACAUCACCGUGAAUGAAGGCAGCAGUGUAACCCUCAUGUGCUUGGCCUUUGGGAGACCAGAGCCUACCGUGACAUGGCGACACCUGUCCAAAAAAGGCCGGGGCUUUGUGAGUGAAGAUGAGUACCUGGAGAUCACGGGGAUCACCAGGGAUCAGUCCGGGGAGUAUGAGUGCAGCGCUGUCAACGACGUGGCAGCUCCAGACAUCCGGAAAGUAAAGGUCACCGUGAACUACCCACCGUACAUCUCCAACACCAAGAACACUGGCGCCUCGGUUGGCCAGAAGGGCAUCCUGCGCUGCGAAGCCGUUGCCGUGCCCGUGGCUGAAUUCCAGUGGUUCAAAGAAGACACCAGAUUAGCCAAUGGGCUAGACGGAGUGCGAAUCGAGAACAAAGGCCAAAUGUCCACGCUGACCUUCUUCAAUGUCUCAGAAAAGGACUACGGCAACUACACCUGCGUGGCCACUAACAAGCUGGGGAUCACCAAUGCCAGUAUAAUCCUGUAUGAAAGUGAGCCCACAGCACUAGCAGGCCCUGGAGCAGUGCACGAUGGCAGCAACGCGGCUUCCAGAGCAAUGGCCUGCCUCUGGCUAUCGGGCACCCUCUUUGCUCACUUCCUCAUCAGGUUUUGAUAAGAAAGCAGAGGGUCCUUGGAGGUGACGCCUGGCUUCUCCCACACCACAGACUUUACUCUCUACACUGCGGGGGCAACCACCACCGUUUUACAGCGUGAACGUACUGCCGGGAGGGCGGGGGAGGGGGUGAAGGGGAAGGGGAAAGGGAUCUGACAGCCUGGUGAGGGGAUAAGUCAUGGGGGUUUCUCAAAGCAAGUCGUUUUCUUCUGCCCCAGCCCUGCCCCUGAACCCUAUUUAUACACAUGUCCGAAACGGGAGCGUGUCUCGGCCAAGCCCAUUAAAAUUGCCCCAAGAGACAUGCCUUGGUUUGAGAGACGAUGCAUAGCGGAAGCUACAAAAAAAAAAAAAGCAAAAACAAAAACAAAAAAAAAAGCAAAGAAAAAAAAAAAGAAGAGUCAAAGUGUCCUAUUAUCUCUGUGUCUCUUAAGCAAAAGGAUUGUUCUUUCUACUUGUUACACUGUACAUACUUGUUCAAGUUUCUAAGUGUCCGGUUACACCUGGGUUUCACCUUGCUUCCAUCUGGGUGGAUGUUUUAAUAGGCUUCAUCCUGUCAAGCAAUUCCCAUGCCCACCCCCCGCACCUGGGCUCUCAGCACCCGCAGGAAACAGUGGCUGUGGAUGGUCUGUGGCACUCGUGCCAUGGAGGACCAGAGAGCCCUUAAGAGCACAGCUAGGGAAAUGCUAGGGGCGCUGUUGUUGCCUUGCACUGUAGCUGAGGGCUGAGUGACUAAACUGAGCGGAUCUAUAGACAACAUGGUGAGUCAUCCGUCUUUCCAUCCAUCAACGUAAUCAUGCAGGCUUUCUACCCAUCUCUCUCUUCUCUUCACCCAUCCAUCUAAUUACCUACCCAUCUGGCUUUCUAGCUAACCAUCUAUUUGCCAUAUUUAUCAACGAUAUUAUCUGUGUUUCUAUCCAAAUCUCUCCUGCUCUGGUCUCCGUCCAUCCAUCAGUGUAAUCAUCUCGAUUUCUCCAGCCAAGUUUCUUUCCCUCUCCAUCCAUCCGUUUCUUUUUUCCCUCUGUUUUCGCCCGGGCAUCCACCUGUUACGGCGGAGGAUAGUUAGAAACUCCACAACCUUAUGCUUACGCCACACGGCUCCAGGCUAGCUCACGGCCCAGCCAAAAAGAUGAGCAAUAUCUGGCCCCUUGUCUGAUGAAGCCACGUCAGAGUCAAAGCACAAGACGGGUUAACGUGUACGUUUCAGUAGCAAUCCAUUGCUUAGUGCCACCAGGAAAAAAAAAAGCAUAAUAAUAAAGAAAUCAAGCUGCUUCUGCUGUCCUACCUCCCCAAAAUGUUUCCCUUCCAGCAGCCAACACCCCAACACAAGGCAAAAACCACCCCCUGACAGCCCUUUGCCUUUCAGAGCCAGUGACUUCAUAUCCGCUAACAGGUGCCUGCGUCCCUGCGGCUCCGCAGGGCGGCAUGCCGGAUGUCUUUCAGACCAGCCCCCAAGCGUCUGCGGCUCCGAGUGGUGCAUCCACUGCCCGUUCGGGGACCGGCAGAAGCCAUCUCUCACCUCCCUCGCCAGCCCCGCUCCUUUUUUGUUCCCUUAGAAAUCCAUCCAGUCUGAAGCUGAUGGAGGCCAAUUAUUUUGCUAGUGUGUUGACAUCACUCUCGUGUUUGUUUGGGAAGCUCUUAUGAGCAGAGGGUACUUGAGUAGCUGACUUAAUUUCCAAGCACUUGAUUAACUCAACAUUGAAAACAGACGGGAAAGAGGAAGGGAAGGGGAGGGGGAAAAAAAACCCACAAAAAAACCCUAUAUUCACGUGGUUUCCUGUGUCUCAGCUGUUUCUGUUCAAGUCAGAGAGGGAAUUUCUGGCGCCGGGCUCUGAAAUGUAGCAGCAGCACUAUCGAAACUUUGACUUUUCAGACUGUGGAUGUGUGUUUCAAAGGUUCCUCCUGGUUCUUCUCCAAGUUUCCUGGCUCAGUUUAGGCCUUAUUUAAAAGGGACGGAGCACUUUCUUCAAAGCCCAGCGACAGUAAGAAGAGGAGUCUGUAUUGCCGUGAUGUCUUUGAAUGUACUUUUCCCAGUCAAACCUAACCGCUAGCUUUCUGGAGCAGGCGAGGCAGGAAGGGGCUCAAGGACUCCAGCCUUCUCAGAUUGAUCCAGUCCAUCCAACAGCCCUUUCCAUCACUGCCCUGGAGCAGAUGGGGCCGUGCUGCAGAAACCGGAUCCGUGGAAUAAAUGGAGUGGCUUCUACAAAACCUGCCUAGUAGAAACCUUUUUGCUCGCCCUGAUACUGCAAGACACAGAGACUACUUUUGAGGUAGAAAUGGAGGUGAAAGGAGACCGUGAUGUGUGUGGGGUUCCCCACCCCUCCUCUUUUUUUUUUUUUUUCAUUUUGCAACCGUGGCUAUAUGACUGUCCCGCCGACACUUGCGCUGAUACCAGACACCGGGCAGUGGGGGCUGAGCGCAGUCAGGGAAGCAGUAAGGAAGUAUAGGACCUACCGUACUGAGCUGCUUAGGCCAUGUUUUGGGAAUGCAAGAUGAGUUUGUGGAGAAUGAGUGACUGGCGGCUCGCAGUGGGUUCAGGUGUGAUAGACGAAUGGUCAAGAAUGUGCCAUUUGGGGUCUUCAGCUCUGUCAAUACAUGUAAACUUUCAUGAAUGAUUACAAACAAGCAUUCUGAUGUAACUUAUACAAGACUAAACAUUUGGGUGGUAUAUUCAUAAAAAAGGAAAGGGAGGGUCUUCUUUUGCGUUAACACACAUAACACAAUCCCAACCCAUCCCAGUUCUUGAAUGUACAUGUUCUCUUUCCCCAUGUAUUUUUCCUUCCAAGGAGGGAAGGCUGGAGUACGAAUAGUAGCAUGUUGCACUUUCCUCUAAAUGUUUUCCUGCUCUGAAAAAAAUCUAACAGUGCCCUCCCCAGCUUUCAUCUGGAUAACAGGAACUACAUUUCAGCAUCCACAUGAAGAAAAGGAAGCAACCCGCUAUAUCACUCUACCAAGAGCAUUACACAGCAUGGUAGAGAGAAACAUAGGGCAAAAAAAAAAAGAGGAGGAAAUGUUGCAUGCUGAGUUAAUCUCUACAGGAAUCUUUGCUGCAACAUUUUGGCCAACAAAGACCUUCAUUCAUUUUGGUACGUCACUAAAGACACGCAAAGGUGUAUUUUAAAAGUCCAAUACAUAUACUGAGUUCAUUGGCUCACAAGGAGGAAUUCAAAAGAACUGAAGCAAUAGAUUUUCAUCACUUUACCCCCAGGGUCAAUUGAAAUAUAUGCUCUAGUUCAGCCACAAUUUGUAGCACGAGGGGGCAGGAACCACUGGAUGUCACUCGAAGCCUGUGUGUGUACUACAGGAGGCCAGAUGAGAUAAAUGCAGGCGGGGCAAAAUUCAAAGAUUCAAAAUCUAUGAAUUGAUCCUCACGAAUGUAUUAGGUGGAAGAAACUAAUAAAACCAGAAACAUCGGCAGCAAGUCCCUCUGCCUGUCAAAGGAGGUCAUCAAACAGCAUUUUAUGUGGUUAAUUCUGCUCCAGCGCUGUUGAGAAUCGGAGAGGAGAGCAGCUGGAGACCACAGAGGCGAGGUCCUCAGGAGGGUCAUUAGCUAGCCCUAUGUAACCCACUUUUCUUCCCCUCCCAACCAUUGCUAGGGAUGCAAUAAGUCUACAAGCCUCAUCUGGGGACAAUUUCUGGGGCUCAGAAGAGGAAACACAAAUUACUCUUACAGGCAAAGCUCUGUCAGGUGGAAUCUAAAAAGCCUUUGCCUGCAACAAAACCCAAAGCAAGUCCCAAUAAGCUUCCAUGUGUUUCAUGGACUCACUAACACUUCCAAAAAAUGACGGGAACUGAAACUCUAGGAGAUCAAGCUGGUACCAGACUUUUCUUCCACAACAGUCAAUGUUAUGUACCCUAUUUAUACGUGUUCUUCAGGUGGAUUUGAUUUUGAAUGGGACCUCACGAGAAGUGCUGCUAUGUGUGUGUGAGUGAGCAAGGUCCUCAUGCACGCUUGAGGUGGCAUAGCAUAUUACUCUUUUGGGCAAAAGUAUAUAAAAGGCUUUUCACUUGAUCAUCUCAAGUGCCCUGAGUUUUUAAGCUACGCUUUGGAAGGAUUUCCACCUCCCUAUGCAACAGGGAACCUCUUGUUUCUUGAAUCUGCAGCCCAUCUCCCCAGAAGAGCUUGAUGUGAAGAAGAUGCUAUCGGUUUGCCUUGAGCAAGCCGUUGGGUAAGGCCCUCUUGCAAGAUCCGCGACAUUGCUUUUAACGACAUCCAUUACAAACCGACUCACUGAAAAAAGGGAUCACUCAGAAUAGUGAUGCACGUGGCAGCAGGACAAAGGGUGAUCCUGAACAGAUCCAUAGGAAAGGCUUGAAGAUGGUGGGUGAAUCUUUGGGUCACUUGGUCUGGAUAGACAUCUCAGUGUUCUUGCCCAGCAAAGGGGAAGAAGCAAUGGACGGGAAGAAGACAUUUCCUGACUGUAACCCCCCGCCCCAGUUAUCUCUACAAACUGGUGAAAAAUAAACAGCCACCACCGCAAAGCUGAACAACAUUUCCAUUUCUGGCCAAAAACCCGAUUCACCCCCUUGCCUCCCUCGCCGACAGCAAGAGGGUUUUAGUUUUUUUUGCACAGCCCUAAGUUUUCAAAACGUUCCAAGUGCAUUUUUUUUUCCCCCAAAGGAAGGAACAUUUAAGUAGCCACAGGAAGCCUUUAUAAAAGGCAGUGGUAUAUUACUGAAGAGUCCUUAAAUAUGGAUACGAUGGAACGGUCCCAUUCCCAAGGAAACAAUUCCCAUUCUUCCCUUGCUGUAGGGGAACAGUGAUAAAGACUGCAAUUAAAAGGUGUGGCAGGAAACAGCUGGACUUUUGAAACCAAGGCCAAAGGAUCGACGAUAAAUGCAUACUGUCCUUCUGCUAGUUGACACACACACACACACACACACACACACACACAUAUAUGUGUGUGUGUGUAUA